Messenger RNA from Triticum dicoccoides, 810 nucleotides. RefSeq names its product cleavage and polyadenylation specificity factor subunit 3-I-like. Gene Ontology annotation, biological process: mRNA 3'-end processing by stem-loop binding and cleavage. The transcript has 5 exons. Gene Ontology annotation, molecular function: RNA endonuclease activity; 5'-3' RNA exonuclease activity; RNA binding. Gene Ontology annotation, cellular component: mRNA cleavage and polyadenylation specificity factor complex. The coding region runs from base 1 to 810 and encodes 269 amino acids. The record is from RefSeq and is a predicted model, not a curated record. NCBI's taxonomy places the organism in Eukaryota, Viridiplantae, Streptophyta, Magnoliopsida, Poales, Poaceae.
AUGGAGGGCCAGGGCGAAGACACGGCCACAGUGGUGCAGCCUGUGGUCUUCAUCGUCUACCACUCCGCCGUCUUCGGCAACCCCCACCACUUCUGCGUCCACAUGUCCUUCAAGGGCCGCACCGUCCUGUUCGACUGCGGCAUCCACCCGGCCUACUCCGGCAUGGCGGCGCUGCCCUACUUCGACGAGAUCGACCCCUCCGCCAUCGACGUCCUCCUAGUCACCCACUUCCACUUGGACCACGCCGCCUCGCUGCCCUACUUCCUCGAGAAGACGACGUUCAAGGGCCGCGUGUUCAUGACCCAUGCCACCAAGGCCAUCUACAGGCUGCUGCUCUCGGAUUACGUCAAGGUCAGCAAGGUGUCGGUGGAGGACAUGCUGUUUGACGAGCAGGACAUUAACUCCACCUUGGUCAUAGACUUCCACCAGACACUUGAAGUUAAUGGCAUACGCUUCUGGUGCUAUACUACUGGCCAUGUACUUGGUGCUGCCAUGUUCAUGGUGGAUAUUGCCGGUGUUCGCAUUCUUUACACCGGUGACUACUCCCGUGAAGAAGACCGGCACCUGAAAGCUGCUGAGAUCCCCCAGUUCUCCCCUGAUAUUUGCAUUAUUGAGUCAACUUAUGGCGUGCAGCAACACCAACCCCGCCAUGUCAGAGAAAAGCGCUUCACUGAUGCCAUCCACAACACUGUUUCUCAAGGGGGGCGUGUUCUUAUCCCGGCAUAUGCUCUUGGUAGAGCACAGGAACUGUUGCUUAUCCUGGAUGAGUAUUGGUCUAACCACCCAGAGCUCAAUAAGAUUCCAUAUUAG